Molecule: messenger RNA, 1403 nt
Organism: Brachypodium distachyon (stiff brome)
Lineage: Eukaryota; Viridiplantae; Streptophyta; Magnoliopsida; Poales; Poaceae
Product: probable purine permease 11
Exons: 2
Coding region: 55-1197 (380 amino acids)
Cellular component (GO): membrane
Molecular function (GO): purine nucleoside transmembrane transporter activity
Source: RefSeq, a predicted model, not a curated record
CCCUCCUUCUCCUGCUGUCUUGGAUCUCAACGGGGUCACGGUUUCUCGGAUGAAAUGGCCGACGCCAGCAGCGGCAACAACAAUGCUGCGGGCAGCACGAGCAACGCCGAGGUCCAGAUACAGAUCCCUGCAGGGCCAGCCAAAGCCGAAGGUUCAGCAGCGCCGUCACAGAAAUCGGGAACCAAGAACUGGCGAUGGUGGCUGAUGGUGUCAGUGGACGCGUUCUUCCUCGUCGCCGGCCAGACCUCGGCCACACUCCUCGGGAGGUACUACUACCACCAGGGCGGCAGCAGCAAGUGGGUGUCAGCAUUCGUGCAGACGGCAGGCUUCCCCAUCCUCUACCUCGCCCUCUUCUGCUUCCCUUCCAAGUCGCCCUCUUCCGGCGCCGGCCGCGGCGACGCCCCCGUGGCCAAGAUCGGCGUGAUAUACGUCGUCCUGGGGCUCAUCAUCGCCGCCGACGACAUGAUGUACGCCAGCGGGCUCAAGUAUCUCCCCGUCUCGACUUACUCGCUCGUCUGCGCCAGCCAGCUCGCCUUCAACGUCGUCUUCUCCUACGUGCUCAACUCCCAGAAGCUCACGGGCCUGAUCAUGAACUCAGUGGUGCUGCUCACGCUCUCCGACGCGCUCCUGGGAGUCAACCACGAGGAAACCGAGGAUGUUAACGGGUUCUCGAGAGGGAAGUACCUGAUGGGGUUCCUGCUGACGCUGGGGGCGUCGGGGACAUACUCCCUGAUCCUGUCCCUGAUGCAGCUCACCUUCGAGAACGUGAUCAAGAAGCACACAUACUCGGCGGUGCUCAACAUGCAGAUCUACACGGCGCUGGUGGCCACCGUGGCGACGGUCUUCGGGCUGUUCGCCAGCGGCGAGUGGAGGAGCCUGAGAGGGGAGAUGGACGCGUUCGAGUCGGGGCAGUUCUCCUACUUCAUGACGCUGGUGUGGACGGCCGUGUCGUGGCAGGUGGCCUCCGUCGGGGUGGUCGGGCUCGUCUUCGAGGUCUCCUCGCUCUUCUCCAACGUCAUCAGCACCGUGGCUCUCCCCGUGAUCCCUCUCUUCGCAGUGCUCAUCUUCCACGACAAGAUGGACGGGAUCAAGAUCGUGUCCAUGCUGCUCGCCCUCUGGGGCUUCGUUUCGUAUCUGAUGCAACACUUCAUUGAUGACAGGAAAGCUAGGAAGGCGGCAGCUAGUGGGGAUUCAUAGGUGACCAGAUUUUUUUUUUUUUUUGCCUUUCUUGUGAUAGGAUAUAUAUCUGCUCAGCUGCGAGGAACUAGGACUUCUAUUUUGCAGGAUUUUCUUCAUAGGGUUUCCUUUAACCUCUUGUGAAUUAUGAAAGCAUUUAUGCUGUUGAAUAAAACUAGAAUAUAUACUUUCACAUGUCUACUUUUAACCUCUAAUUUGCGUUCAGA